Molecule: messenger RNA, 1044 nt
Organism: Caenorhabditis elegans
Lineage: Eukaryota; Metazoa; Nematoda; Chromadorea; Rhabditida; Rhabditidae
Gene: srw-72
Product: G_PROTEIN_RECEP_F1_2 domain-containing protein
Exons: 5
Coding region: 1-1044 (347 amino acids)
Biological process (GO): G protein-coupled receptor signaling pathway
Molecular function (GO): G protein-coupled peptide receptor activity
Source: RefSeq, marked reviewed
AUGAACCAAAAACUUUUACAUUUAAUCGAGCAUAUUGCAAAUUACGUCUUCUAUGUAGAAUUUGUGGUUUCCAUCUUCGGAUUCAUUUUUACUCUUCCUCAUCUAUUUAUUCUCACUAGAAAGUCAAUGAGAACGUCCUGCACCAACUCCAUAAUGAUGGGAAUUGCGAUAGUCGAUAUAAUUGUGCUUUUAGAAAUUAUACUGAAUAGAGCGUAUGGGUUUUGGAUCCUUGAAAAUCCGUGUUUAAACUAUGAAUCUUACAAUUUUGAAUUAUUUCUCUUGAUCGGAGAAUUUCUCGGAGACACCGGAGAACGAACCUCAUUCUGUCUGGGUGUGUUUUUGGUUCUUAUCAGGUUGAUCAUUACAAAACUUCGUGGAAGUGCUGACAGCUUGUCGAGUUCAGUUUUUGGAUAUAUCGUUUUUAUUCUUUUGCUAAUACUGCAUUCUUUGAUAUCUUACAGUUUUUAUUCAACAUUUUUUCUGAGGGAGUGGCCGUUCUCAUGGAAACCGAACGAAAAAUGCAUUGAACUUCCCCAGAAUUACAGUGAAAAAGUAUAUAUUCGCGCCUCGAAAGUUGAUAUCAUUUUGUUUGAUCCAGCCGAGUGUUACAAUUUUAUUACCGGACUUUCCAAGAUUGUUGUAAGUGUCAUGUACCCGGUUCUAGCUUUGAUGCUGAUACUUGAUAUUCGAAAGUCUGCAAAAACUGCGUCGUCACUCAGUGAAAAAAGAGCUAAAGAAAGAUACCACUCUGGACGUAUGAUUUUGGUGAUGACAAUAUUUUACACAAUUGCCAGUGCGCCUGGAGGAAUUGCCAACUUCAUUGAAGUGUACAUCGAGAUUCCUACUGAUUCACUUUUAAUGGUUAUCCUAGGGCAAGGUUCCAUAUUCUUUCAAGCACUGUUCUGUUUUAACUCUGCGUCUCAUUGUCUGAUUAACUUCUCAAUGUCUACGAAUUACCGAAACACGGUGAAAAUGGCAUUUGGGUUUCAAAAGAAUGAUGUUUUAACGGUUUCGAGAAAAACGACAAGAGCUACGAAAAUUUAA